This is a messenger RNA of Elaeis guineensis (African oil palm), 716 nucleotides long. RefSeq names its product actin-depolymerizing factor 5-like. The record is from RefSeq and is a predicted model, not a curated record. Gene Ontology annotation, cellular component: actin cytoskeleton. Gene Ontology annotation, biological process: actin filament depolymerization. Gene Ontology annotation, molecular function: actin binding. Lineage: Eukaryota; Viridiplantae; Streptophyta; Magnoliopsida; Arecales; Arecaceae.
CUCCCGGGUCCAAAGCCUCCCGAUGCUUGCAGCAGCCAUGGCCAUGGCUUUCAAGAUGGCAACCAAGGGGAUGAGAGUAACGGAGGAGUGCUGGCGAUCAUUCAUGGCGAUGAAGUGGAAAAGAGUGCACCGAUACGUCGUGUACAAGAUCGAUGAGAGGUCGGGGUCUGUGAUGGUGGACAAGGUGGGAGGUCCCGGCGAGGGAUAUGAAGAGCUUGCUGCCUCCCUUCCUGACGACGACUGCCGCUAUGCUGUCUUCGAUUUCGACUUUGUCGUCGACAAAUGCCAGAAGAGCAAGAUCUUCUUCAUUUCAUGGUCUCCAACUGCAUCAAGGAUAAGAGCAAAGAUGCUGUAUGCCACCUCAAAACAAUGGUUGAGGAGCGCGCUGGAGGGGGUCUGCUAUGAGGUGCAGGCCACAGAUCCUACCGAGAUGGGGUUUGAUGUUAUCAGAAAAAGGGCCCAAUUGCCCAAUGAGCAGCUAUAAACUGCCCAAUGAGCAGCUAUAACUGCGUGCUGGCUGUGCUUGUCUAGUUGCUUAUCGUCUAUAUUUUAGAUGUGUCUUAUGUAACCAUUAAGCUCACCAAGGAGGGAGGCCUCGUAACCUCCCAUUUGUCAUUUGUGUCAAUAUAGUGGCUUGUAUCGUUGUGAUGUGAGAAUAAAGACAAGCAUGGUUGUUCUCUCUUUAAAAUAAGGUAAUCAAAGGUUCUCUUGGUGGG